CGAGGCGGGCACGGCUGCCCCGCCCCUCGGGCCCAGCUUCCCCGGAGAGCCGCGGCGGCGCGGGAGCAGAACUCCAGGACCUGACCUGCAGCAGCGCCAUGGCCGCGCUCGCGUCGCUGCGGGACUGCCAGGCGUGGAAGGAUGCUGGGCUACCACUCUCCACCACAAGUAAUGAGGCCUGCAAGCUGUUUGAUGCCACCCUGACCCAGUAUGUCAAGUGGACCAAUGACAAGACUCUUGGUGGCCUUGAUGGCUGCCUGUCAAAGCUCAAAGAAGCAGACCCGACCUUCACGAUGGGCCAUGUCAUCGCCAACGGCCUCCUGCUGAUCGGCACCGGGACCUCCGUGAGGUUGGACCCAGAGCUGGCCCAGGCCCUGAAGACGAUGGUGGAGAUGUCAGAAGCCCAGCCGCUGACGCAGCGAGAGCGGCUGCACGUGUCUGCAGUGGAGAUGUUUGCUGAGGGGAACUUUCUGAAAGCCUGUGAUCUAUGGGAACAGAUUCUCCGGGACCACCCGACAGACAUGUUGGCCCUGAAAUUUUCCCACGAUGCCUAUUUUUACCUGGGCUUCCAAGAACAGAUGCGAGAUUCCGUUGCUCGGGUUUACCCAUUCUGGACACCUGACAUACCCCUGAGCAGCUAUGUGAAAGGCAUUUAUUCGUUUGGCUUGAUGGAAACCAACUUCUAUGAUCAGGCGGAAAAGCUCGCCAAGGAGGCUUUGUCUCUUAACCCGACGGACGCGUGGUCGGUGCACACCAUAGCCCACAUCCACGAAAUGAAAGCAGAAAUCAAGGAUGGAUUGGAAUUCAUGCAGCGCUCAGAACCCAACUGGAAGGACUCUGACAUGCUGGCCUGUCAUAAUUACUGGCACUGGGCUUUAUAUCUGAUUGAAAAGGGUGACUAUGAGGCAGCGCUCACCAUUUAUGACAACCACAUCCUGCCCAGCUUGCAGACCAGCGGCACCAUGCUGGACGUGGUGGACAGCUGCUCCAUGCUCUACCGGCUGCAGCUGGAAGGGGUGCCGGUGGGUGAGCGCUGGCAGGACGUCCUGCCCGUGACCCAGAAGCACAGCCGUGACCACGUCCUGCUGUUCAAUGACGCCCACUUCCUGAUGGCCUCCCUGGGUGCACGGGACACCCGGACCACGCAGGAGCUGCUGAGCACCCUGCAGGAGGCCAGCGAGUCCCCGGGGGGAAACUACCAGCACCGCCUGGCCCGCGACGUGGGGGUGCCGCUGUGUCAGGCCCUGGUGGAGGCUGAGAGCGGGAACGCUGACCGUGCUGUGGAACUACUUCUGCCCAUCCGCUAUCGGCUCAUCCAGAUUGGAGGCAGCAAUGCCCAGAGAGACGUCUUCAGCCAGCUGCUGAUUCACGCGGCCUUGAACUGUACCUCCAGCGCCCGCAGGAAUGUGGCACGAAGCCUCCUGAUGGAACGUGACGCCUUGAAGCCUGGCUCGCCCCUGACCGAGCGGCUCAUCCGCAAGGCGGCCGCCCGCCACCUCAUGCAGUGAACAGGCCUGGCCGCCUCUGCCAGCAGCACCUCAGCUGCUUCCCGGGCUGGGAAGUCCACUUCCACCUGGAGUGGAAACCAGCGAGGGCUGGCAGGGCUGCUGGUGGGCAAGCUUGGCGUGUGUAGACAUCCUAUAAACCAGCAGUUUUACAGGAAAAGGGGACACCAAUUAACUUUACAUGUGAUUUGGAAUCUUCCUCCAGUCUUUCUGAGGUGCUGGCAUGCAUUUUAAGCAAUCAGUCAAUGGGGCUCCAGCCGUGACCACCUGCCUUGCAAGCUGUGUUUUCCCAGGGGGACCCUCAUACCCCCUAACUGUGGGGCAGGAGGAUUGGAAGCCGGGGCAGGCUGGGGCAGGCUCAGCUGGGGCAGGAGAAUCUUCCAGCCCAGCCCCUAGUGUAGCUCCCCCACCCUGCCCCACCAGGCUGCCCAGGGUCACUCCCUGGAAUUGUCCUCAUUUUACCUAGGCAGGUCUUGUUGGCCUGUCUUUCAGGUGAUGGUACUGAUGGGAGCAAGCUGACUUACUCAGGGUCUCAGCUAGUGAAGGCACCACUGGGAUUCCUUCCUCAAGGGGGGACCCUGCCUCGCUGCCCUUGGCCUCUGCCCCGGGCUGCUCUCCUACAGAAGUGCGAGCCCAUGGAGGGAAGUCUGUGUAGGAUGCUGAUUUGGGGUUUGUCAUAGAUUAAAUUGUGUUCCCCCAAAAUAUGUGUCAGCUCUCCCGGGCCAUGAGCCUCAGUAAUUUGAGUUAUGUAAUGAUGUAAUCAUCCCCCAUAAUGUGAUUAGCCAAUCAGUUGUAAGAGAAUUAGGGUGGGAUGCAACACCCUUACUCAGGGACAGCCCCAUUAAUGAGGCAUGAUUAGGUUAUGUUAAUGAGGAUUAGGGUGGGAUACAACACCCUUACACAGAUCUCAGCCCUGAUCCCCUGUAAGGGGAGUUUCCCUGGACUGUGGCCCACAUCACCUUUUAUCUUACAAGAGAUAAAAGGAGAAAUGAACAGGGAGAAAAGACCCCCUACCACCAAGAAAGAAGAGCUGGGGGGAGAGCAUGUCCGUUGGGCCUGAGAUCUCUGCACUGAGAACCUCCUAGACCCAGGGGAAGACUGAUGAAAAGGACCUUCCUCCAGGGCCAACAGAGAGAAAAGGCCUUCCCCUAGAGCAGACACCCUUAAUUGGGACUUCUGGUCUCCUAAACUGUGAGAGAAUACAUUUUUCUUUGUUAAAGCCAUCCACUUGUGGUAUUUCUGUUAUAUAUAAACUAAGACAGAGUUGUUCUUUUAAACGUUGUAAUGGGGUCUAGGGUCCCUGGUUUCGUCUGUCAGCUCUGGCGUUAAUGCUGUGGAUGCAUGUAGCUGGAGCAGGAACACUUUCUGGGGUGCGAGGCCUGAGCUUGGGCUGCUUGUUCGUGGCAAGAACUGAACCACUGGGACACGUAGCUUUAACAGGAUCUGAGCCUCUGCCUCCGGCUCCCCAUGUCCAGCCUGCCCCAGGGCCGCCUGCGUGAGCACAGGGUCAGGUAUCAUUUACUGACUAGGUUGUGCUGAUGCCGGCCUUCCUGUGAGGGAGGUCAGAGGGCACGGGCAUUUUUCCAGUUCUUUGCAUUGAUACUGGAGGCAACUUGUUGAAGUCAGGGAGGGGGUGGGGGUCUUGGAAGGGAUGAGUCCUCCAGCAAUUUGGCCCAUGCACCACAGUUGUCAUGGAUUGAAUUGUGUCCCCCCAAAAUGUGUCAACUCGGUUAGGCCAUGAUUCCCAGUAUUGUGUGAUUGUUCAUCAUUUUGUCAUCUGAUGUGAUUUUCCUAUGUGUUGUAAAUCUUAAUCUCUGCCUGUGGUUAAUGAGGCAAGAUUAGAUCAAAGAGGAACAGGGUGGGAGGUAACACCCUUGCUCAGGUCACAUCCCUGAUCCAGUGUAAAGGGAGCUUCCCUGGGGCGUGGCCUGCAUCACCUUUUAUCUUACAAGAGAUAAAAGGGAAACUAGCAGUGGGGGACCUCAUAUCACCAAGAAAGCAGCGCUGGGAGCAGAGUGCAUCCUGUGGACCUGAGGUUCCUGUGCAGAGAAGCUCCCAGCCCAGGGGAAGAUUGAUGACAAGGACCCUCCUCCAAAGCCGACAGAGAGAGGAAGCCUUCCCCUAGAGCUGGCACCCUGAAUUCCCUAGCUCCUGCCAUAAUUGUCCUGUGGCAUGUGAAUUGGGUAAGCCUGGACUUUGCGCCAUGGAGCUGGUGCAGCGACUCCAAACCAGCCCGCUGGCUUUAGGAGGCCCUGGCAGGUAGAGGAAAGCCAGGAGCUCUGGCCUCCUGAGGGCGGGCAAGAGAGGGGGCCGAGAGACAGACCUGAAGCUACAGCAACCCUUGGACAGCCCGGUUCCUUUGGCCGAUAAUGCCUCCUCUCUGAAGCCAGCUUGAAGCUGCUUUUCUGUUACUUGCAACCCAAAGGCUCCUGGCUGACCCCCACAGCUGGGAUGGGCACCUGGGUCUGUCCAACACCAUCACCCUUCUCCAGUUAACCAGGAUCCUUAGCAAAUACAACAGAACUCAGUGGAGAGCCAGGGUCAGAAGCUGAGGUGGGGCAGGGGAGGUCAGGGGACCCAGAGGAAAAGAGAGUGGACUGGGUGUGGAGGAGGUGGUGGUUUGAGGCCAAAGUCUUCAGAGGGAGCCCCUAGAUAGAAAAGAGGCAGUAGGGACAAUGAGACAAGCCACAGUGGGAACAAGGGGGGAAGGCCAGGUUCCUGCCAAGCUGCGUGACCACCCACCUUACCCACUCUCACAGCCCCUACCCUGCACCGACCUAGGCAAGGCUGGGGGAAUGGCGAUGAUUGAGACCUCGCCUGCUCUCUAGGGGUUCACGUUCUCAUGGGGUGCUGGACUUGCGAUCAGGAGUGAAGAGGGACCACAGCCACAUGGGGUGACUGCUGUGGAUGGUGCAAAGCCAGGGAGCCCACAGGAAGCCCAACCAUCCUGGAAGGCUUUCGGAAGAGGGCCUGAGCCUGGGGUAGCUGCCCUCACACAGCUCUCUGUGGAUGUCCCACAGACACCUUAAACCCAUCUGCCCCAAAUAAAUAGGUCCUCAUCAUCCUUGGAGGUGGAGCCUGUCAUGGAUUGAAUUGUUGUUGUUAGGUGCUGUCAAGUCAGUUCCAACUCAUAGCCACCCUGUGUACCACAGAACGAAAGACUACCCAGCCCUGUGACAUCCUCACAAUCAUCGUUAUGUUUGAGCCCAUUGUUGCAGCCGCUGUGCCAAUCCAUCUCAUUGAGGGUCUUCCUCUUUUUCACUGACCCUCUACUUUACCAACCAUGAUGUCCUUCUCCAGGGAUUGGUCCCUCCUGAUAACAUGUCCGAAGUAUGUGAGACCAAGUCUUGCCAUCCUUGCUUCUAAGCAUUCUGGCUGUAUUUCUUCCAAGACAGAUUUUUUCAUCCUUUUGGCAGUCCAUGGUAUAUUCAAUAUCCUUCGACAACCCCAUAAAUCAAAGGCAUCAAUUCUUUUUCGGUCUUUCUUAUUCACUGUCCAGCUUUCACACGCAUAUGAGGUGAUUGAAAACACCAGAGCAAGUUUCACAGUCUCUUCUGACAUCCAUUUUGGUCUUUUCUUUCUUUCCUGAUUGAAGUGUGUCCCCCCAAAAUAUGUUUCAACUUGGCCUAGGCCAUGGUUCUCACGAUUGUGAUUGUCCACCAUUUUGUCAUCUGAUGUGAUUUUCCUGUGUGUUGUAAAUCCUACUUCUAUGAUGUUAAUGGGAGCCCUGGUGGCAAAGUGGUUAAGAGCUUAGGUUGCUAAUCAAAAGGUCGGGAGUUCCAAUCCACUAGCCGCUCCUUGGAAACCCUAUGAGGCAGUUAGUUCUACUCUCUCCUAUAGGGUAGCUAUGAGUUGGAAUGGACUCCAGGGCACACAACAAUGAUGUUAAUGAGGUGGGAUUAGCAGCAGUUAUGUUAAUGAGGCAGGACUCAAUCUACAAGAUUAGGUUGUGUCUUAAACCCUCUUUUGAGAUAUAAGAGAGAAGUGAGCAAAGAGACAUGGGGACCUCAUACCACAAAGAACACAGUGCCAGGAGCGGGCACGUCCUUUGGACCUGAGGACCCUGCACUGAAAAGUUCCUAGAUCAGGGGAAGAUUGAUGACAAGGACCUUCCCCCAGAGCUGACAGAGAAAGCCUUCCCCUGGAGCUGACCCCCUGAAUUUGAACUUCUAGCUUCCUAGACUGUGAGGGAAUAUACUUCUAUUUGUUACAGCCAUCCACUUGUGGUGUUUCUGUUACAGCAGCACUAAGUAACUAAGACAGUGCCCUUCUUCCAGACCUCUGUCCUUCCCUGGCUCCUCCCUCCAUCUCUCCGUCCUGGAUAACUACAAUAAUGCUCGGCCCAGGACAGAGCACCUGGAAUACACAGUACCUCAUGUGAUCCUCCAGCCCAUGACCCAUAGCCAUUGAGUCGAUCCCGACUCAUAGUGACUGUGUGUGUUACAGAGUAGAGCUGCUCCACAGGGUUUUCUUGGCUGUAAUCUUAUGGAAGCGGAUUGCCAGGCCUUUCUCCUGCAGAGCUGCUGGGUGUGUUCAAACCACCAACCUUUCAGUUAGUAGUUGAGUGCAAACCACUUGUACCACCGAGGCACCUUCUCCAGCCCCUGAGGGAGUGUCGUUUGUACGUGUUCACAAGAAAAAGCUGAGUGAGGUCAGUCUCAAGCUGCUGCCAGUGACUCACCUCCCAGUCCUGUCCUCGCCUCUCCAGGUGGCUCCCGUUGGGUAUCCCGUCUACUACCUCCAACCCUUCCCCAACAUGUGACUCCCCCAUCCAGGCCUCCCCCUCCCAGCCCCUGCCUGUCCCCUCCAAUACAUCCCCUCAGCCCAACCUGGGCAGCAGGGAUGUCACAGAGCCUCACCCUUACUGGCCAAUUGUCCUCAGGACAAAUCCAGCCCCCAGGCCACCUAUGAGACCCAGGACAGGUUCCUGCCACACCUUCUGGAUUCUUCAGGCUCUCACUCAGAGCUGCUUACUGCGGACACCGCCUCAGCAGGGCUUCUUGUGGUCCUGGAGCAAGGACCCAGCACCUGGGCUCCA
Messenger RNA from Loxodonta africana (African savanna elephant), 6543 nucleotides. RefSeq names its product tetratricopeptide repeat domain 38 (gene TTC38). NCBI's taxonomy places the organism in Eukaryota, Metazoa, Chordata, Mammalia, Proboscidea, Elephantidae. The record is from RefSeq and is a predicted model, not a curated record. The transcript is spliced from 14 exons. Gene Ontology annotation, molecular function: protein binding. The coding region runs from base 99 to 1508 and encodes 469 amino acids.